AUGCCUGAAACCGAGAUUCCCUUGACUAACGUCAAGAGCGCCACCUCUACGGGUGCGCGCAAGCCCACCAUGAACGCCAACAGCAACGAAGACGCUGGUUCACCAAACGAGAAGCAUGGCCUUUUCCACCGCAACAACAAGGGCGGUCGCCGCAAGAAGAAGGCCGAGCUGGGCCGCCACGGAACUGGCGAUUCUGCGGAUAUCAAGGUCAACGCCAUGGGCAGACUGUACAACAAGAUCACCAACGCCUCUGUCGUCUCGCGCUACCUGAUUUACAUCAUCCCAAUCUGCCUUCUUCUCGCCGUCCCUCUGAUUGUUCUCCCCCUUACCGGUCAUGGCAGCGACCUCAAACAGGGUGGAGAGAACGGCCCCCCUCUUUUCAAGGUCUUCCUCUGGAUUGAGAUCGCCUGGCUUACACUCUGGGCUGGCAAGGUUGUCGCCUGGAUUCUCCCCCAUGCAUUCAUGUUUCUCUGCGGUGUUGUUAGCUCUGGUGUGCGCAAGUAUGCCACCGUCCUUUCCAACUUGCAGAUCGCUCUCGCCCUAUUCUUCUGGGCUCUUGCCUCUUGGGUUUCUUUCCAGAAGCUGUUCAACGCCACUGCCGACGAUGCUGUUUCAUGGGUUGUAACCAUGUACCGUAUUCUUGGUGCUACCAUGGUCUCAUCAGCGGUUUACCUGGGCGAGAAGGCUAUUGUUCAACUUAUCGGUAUCUCUUACCACCAGCGAUCCUUCGCACUCCGCAUCAAGGAGUCCAAGCGUGAGGUCCGCCUGCUUGGUCUGCUCUACGACGCCUCGCGAACACUUUUCCCUAUGUACUGCCCCGAGUUCGAGGAGGAGGAUUACAUUAUCAACGAUAGUCUCGACUUGAUCUUGGCCAAGGCCGCGAAGGGUGUCAAGGGCGCCGGUUCUGCUACGCCUCUGCGACUUGUCGGUGACAUUGGUCGCAUGGGUGACAAGAUUACGGGUGUCUUUGGAAACAUUGCUUCUGAAAUCACCGGCAAGCAGGUCUUCAACCCCAACUCCGCUCACUCCAUCGUCAUUGAGGCUCUCGAAAAGACCAAGCCCUCUGAGGCUCUUGCCCGCCGUAUCUGGAUGUCUUUCGUCGUCGAAGGAAAGGACUCGCUGUACCCCGAAGAUUUCCAGGAAGUGCUUGGACCUGCCUACUCCGAAGAGGCCGAGGAGUCUUUCGAGAUGAUUGACAACGACCAGAAUGGCGAUAUCAGCUUGGAAGAGAUGACGCGCAAGGUCGUCGAGAUCGGCAAAGAACGCAAGGCUAUUACCGAGGGAAUGAAGGACAUUGGUCAGGCACUCCGCGUGUUCGAUAAGGUCCUCAUGUUUGUUGUCCUCCUGAUCGUCGUCUUCAUCUUCCUUGCUUGGUUCCAGUCCAGCUUCUUGACUACCGUCGCUACUGCCGGAACCGCGCUCCUGUCUCUUUCUUUCGUCUUCGCCGUUACCACCCAGGAAUUCCUCGGUUCCUGCAUCUUUCUCUUCGUCAAGCACCCCUACGACGUCGGUGACAGAGUUGAUAUUGUCGGCUCCGAGAAGCAGCAACUCAUCGUCGACAAGAUCUCCCUUCUCUACACUGUCUUCACCCGCAUCGAUAAGAUGCAGGUGGUGCAGGUGCCCAACAUUCAGCUCAACAACCUCUGGAUUGAGAACGUUUCCCGUUCCAAGGCCAUGAAGGAGGUUAUUGACCUCAACAUUUCCUACGACACUACUUUCGAGGACCUCGAGCUUCUACGCCUCGAAAUGGAGAACUUCGUCCGUCACGCCGACAACUCCCGCGACUUCCAGCAAGACAUUGCCAUUGGUGUCUAUGGAGUCGGUGACUUGGACAAGAUGCAGCUCAAGAUCGCCAUCAAGCACAAGUCUAACUGGCACAACGACGCCGUUCGUGCUACUCGCCGCUCCAAGUUCAUGUGCGCUCUCGCUCUCGCCCUCAAGAAGAUUCCCAUCUAUGCUCCCGGUGGUGGCAGCGAAGCUCUCGGUGCUGCUGGCAACCCGUCGUACUCUGUCGCUGUUUCUGAUGAUUUUGCGGCGGCGGCUCGCGACAAGGCUGCAAAGGACAAGGAGGCUGCUCGCAUGGUUCCCUCGGCCGCUGCGGAUGGUAACGACGCCGUUGACUCGAAGGUGGAGAAGCAAGCCAUGAACGAGUUCAACACGCGCGACAUCUUGGCUGAGGACGAGUGGGGAUACAGGGUGGGCGACGACGAUACUCUGUCGGGAUCUAAGGACCGUAAGUCGGAAGACCGCCGUCGUUCCAACGAUAUCGAGCGCGUCCGCAGCCAGCUGCUGCAGAGAGGCAGCACCAAGGGUGGCGGCGGCCGUCGCAAGCCCGGUGAAGCCAUCCCUUCAUCCCCCAUGGGCGAGGGACCUAGCAUGUACCUCACCAAGACCACCUCGCGCAACAACCGCGCCUACGACGAGGAGGCCGAGACUGGCGUGACCGGAACCUACAACUCCCAGUACUACGGCGCCCCGUCUCAAGGCUACUACGCCGGCCAAUCUUUGUCCCCUACGUCAGCAACCGCCAUGGAACCGCACCCCCUCCAGAGCGCUCCCCCAUCAGGCCAGCGCCCCAGAGGACGAAGCGUCUCCAACAGUCAACAAGCCGCCCAGGGAACCUCCCAACAGACCACGCAGAAGAAGCAGUAG
Messenger RNA from Colletotrichum chrysophilum, 2652 nucleotides. RefSeq lists its product as uncharacterized. The record is from RefSeq and is a predicted model, not a curated record. Lineage: Eukaryota; Fungi; Ascomycota; Sordariomycetes; Glomerellales; Glomerellaceae. The transcript is spliced from 2 exons. Gene Ontology annotation, molecular function: calcium ion binding; calcium channel activity. Gene Ontology annotation, cellular component: membrane. The coding region runs from base 1 to 2652 and encodes 883 amino acids. Gene Ontology annotation, biological process: intracellular calcium ion homeostasis; calcium ion transmembrane transport.